AUGUCUGGCUCAGCCUGCUCGACCUCGCCCACAUCCAGUUCAGCGUCGGUGGCCACUUUCCAGGCCGCUGACUGGACCUCCGCUGAGCGGAUCGCCGCUGUCUUCUACACGGCUGGCCUCCUGAACUGUUUCCAUGCCGCCACUGUCUUCCGCGUGGUCCGCCUCUGGAUUUGCUUCGUCUGUGUCGCCGCCGCAGCCGUCCGCAAUUUGUCAUGCAUUGCCACUUACAUAUUGCCACUUACGACUCUCCUCAUCAAAUUGCGAGGUGAAAAUGACCACCUCUUUACUGGUGUGAAGAAUUCUGCCACUGUGGCAUGGAGGACUAUUCUGGAGAAGAUGGGCCUGCAGGGGACAGUCACCCCCUUACAGGCAAGAAAAAAGUGGGAUAACCUACAGGCAAAAUACAAAGAUUGCAAGUACCCAGGGUCAGGAGAGGGUGUAAGUGGGAAGCCCACGGCUGCCACUUGGCCCUGGUUUGCCCUCAUGGACGAGGUAAUAGGAGAGAGGCCUUCCAUUAGGCCUCCUGUCCUACUGUCCACUCUCCCUGAGGACACUCCAGGGCCAAGUUCAGCAGUGGGUGACCAAAACUUAGCGGAAUAUGACACUGAUGAGGAAGACAGUCAGCCACCGACAACAGGAAGGAAGAGGAAACGGGUUCGGGAUGAUGAGCUGUUGAACCUCAACAGGGAGGACAUGCAGCAACAAAGGGAGACUGAGGAGAGAAGGUCGCAGGAGAGCAGGGAGCGAAUGGAUAGACUUUUUUCAAUUCUGGAACGUUUGAUCCCAAAAUGA
Molecule: messenger RNA, 792 nt
Organism: Neolamprologus brichardi
Lineage: Eukaryota; Metazoa; Chordata; Actinopteri; Cichliformes; Cichlidae
Source: RefSeq, a predicted model, not a curated record